Messenger RNA from Macaca mulatta (Rhesus monkey), 1626 nucleotides. RefSeq names its product corneodesmosin (gene CDSN). The record is from RefSeq and is marked provisional. NCBI's taxonomy places the organism in Eukaryota, Metazoa, Chordata, Mammalia, Primates, Cercopithecidae. Gene Ontology annotation, biological process: cell-cell adhesion; skin morphogenesis. Gene Ontology annotation, molecular function: protein homodimerization activity.
AUGGGCUUGUCUCGGGCACCCUGGAUGGGGCGUGUGGGCGGGCACGGGAUGAUGGCACUGCUGCUGGCUGGUCUGCUUCUGCCAGGGACCUUGGCUAAGAGCAUUGGCACCUUCUCAGACCCCUGUAAGGACCCCACGCGUAUCACCUCUCCUAAUGACCCCUGCCUCACUGGGAAGGGUGGCUCCAGUGGCUUCAGUAGCUACAGUGGCUCCAGCGGUUCUGGCAGCUCCAUUUCCAGUGCCAGUGGCUCUGGCGGUGGCUCCAGUGGAUCCAGCGUUGCCCAGGGUGGUUCUGCAGGAUCUUUUAAGCCAGGAACAGGGUAUUCCCAGGUCAGCUACUCCUCCGGAUCUGGCUCUAGUCUACAAGGUGCAUCCAGUUCCUCCCAGCUGGGCGGCAGCGGCUCCCAGCCCGGCAGCAGCGGCUCCCAGCCCGGCAGCAGCGGCUCUCACUCAGGAAGCAGCGGCUCUAAUACAGGAAGCAGUAGCUCUCACUUGGGAAGCAGCAGCUCUCAUUCCAGCAGCAGCAGCACCUUUCAGUUCAGCAGCAGCAGCUCCCAAGUAGGGAGUGGCUCUGCUCUGCCAACCAGUGACAACGCUUACCGCGGAAUACUAAACCCUUCCCAGUUUGGACAAAGCUCUUCCUUUUCCCAGACCAGUGGCCAAAGGGUCAGCUCCAACCAGCGUCCCUGUAGUUCGGACAUCCCCGACUCUCCCUGCAGUGGAGGGCCCAUCAUCUCACACUCUGGCCCCUACAUCCCCAGCUCCCACUCUGUGUCAGGGGGUCAGAGGCCUGUGGUGGUGGUGGUGGAGCAGCACGGUUCUGGUGGCCCUGGAGUGGUUCAAGGUCUCCCCUGUAGCAACGGUGGCCUUCCAGGCAAGCCCUGUCCCCCAAUCACCUCUGUAGACAAAUCCUAUGGUGGCUACGAGGUGGUGGGUGGCUCCUCUGACAGUUAUCUGGUUCCAGGCAUGACCUACAGUAAAGGGAAAAUCUACCCUGUGGGCUACUUCACCAAAGAUAACCCUGUGAAAGGCUCUCCAGGGGUCCCUUCCUUUGCAGCUGGGCCCCCCAUCUCUGAGGGCAAAUACUUCUCCAGCAACCCCAUCAUCCCCAGCCAGUCGGGAGCUUCCUCAGUCAUUGCGUUCCAGCCAGUGGGGACUGGUGGGGUCCAGCUCUGUGGAGGCGGCUCCACAGGCUCCAAGGGACCCUGCUCUCCCUUCAGUUCUCGAGUCCACAGCAGUUCUAGCAUUUCCAGCAGCUCCGGUUCACCCUACCAUCCCUGUGGCAGCACUUCCCAGAGCCCCUGCUCCCCGCCAGGCACCGGCUCCUUCAGCAGCAGCUCCAGUUCCCAAUCCAGUGGCAAAAUCAUCCUUCAGCCUUGUGGCAGCAAGUCCAGCUCUUCUGGUCACCCUUGCAUGUCUGUCUCCUCCUUGACACUGACUGGGGACCCCGAUGGCUCUCCCCAUCCUGAUCCCUCCGCUGGUGCCAAGCCCUGUGGCUCCGGCAGUGCUGGAAAGAUCCCCUGCCGCUCCAUCCGGGAUAUCCUAGCCCAAGUGAAGCCUCUGGGGCCCCAGCUAGCUGACCCUGAGGUUUUCCUACCCCAGGGAGAGUUACUCGACAGUCCAUAA